Arabis nemorensis is the source of this 378-nucleotide messenger RNA. NCBI's taxonomy places the organism in Eukaryota, Viridiplantae, Streptophyta, Magnoliopsida, Brassicales, Brassicaceae. The record is from the annotation of a GenBank genome assembly.
AUGGCUGCUCUAGAUUUGGUCUCUAUUCCGGCUCAGGCUACUUAUGUCACUUUUGAUAACUUACGUCUAGGUCGCUCACCCCAACAGAUUGUCGGUCGACUCCUUCGCUUCUGGGAUGCUCGGAACAUCAAGAAGAAUGGUGAAUUCAUGGGGAUUGUCCUCCUUUUCCUCGAUGAGAAGUGCUCUGUCAUUCAUGGCUUCAUCCCAGCUGCACGGGCAAACGAAUACCGAGACGUUUUACGCGAAGGUCUAAUUUUCCAACUCAGUGUAUUUGAGGUGGGCCGAUGCACAAACCUCUACAGGAUCACCGACCAUCCAUUUGUCGUUCGUUUCCUACCAGACACAACCAUUGUUCCACUAACUAAUGUUCGCGUAUAG